Messenger RNA from Xiphias gladius (swordfish), 1845 nucleotides. RefSeq names its product brain enriched myelin associated protein 1 (gene bcas1). The transcript has 7 exons. Lineage: Eukaryota; Metazoa; Chordata; Actinopteri; Istiophoriformes; Xiphiidae. The record is from RefSeq and is a predicted model, not a curated record. Bases 152 to 907 code for a protein of 251 amino acids.
AGUUAACCUAAAGCAAGAAUCAGAGUCAUUAACGGAGCCAGAGAGUGUGACUCUAGACCCAGGUCCAGAGGAAGGAAAAGCUUCUGAAACUGACAACGGAAACAGUCCACCUGUGGAAAACCAAGAGGAGAAAACUGAAGAGAAUCCAGUUAUGAACUUCUUCAAAACACUAGUGACUUCCACUAAAACAUCCAAAAAGGAAACAGCUACUCCUGAUGCCAAAAAAGAUCAGUCCCAGAAGGAGAGCCAACCAGCGGCAACCACUACUGCUGCACAAGUAUCUGAGCCUCCUGCAGCAACCAAAGGAAUGUCUGUCCCACCGCCACCUCCUCCAGAGCCACCAAAAAUGGAAAUCAAAGGAGAACAAGCUGCCAAACCUGUGAAACCCACACCAAAAGAAGAACCAAAAGCUGCUGCAAAGGAACCCGAGCCCUCAAAAGGAAAAUCAGCCAAAGACACUCUGAGCAAGUUCUUCCGCCAAAAGAAAGUGGAUCCCUCAAAAGCUGGCACCCUGGAGGCUGCUGCAAAGCCCGAACCGCCACCGCCUGUUCAGGAGGAGAAGAAACCAGCCUCAAAGUCAUCCUUCCUUUCUCUCUUCAAGCCUAAAGCUGCCGAUCCCAAGAAGGCAACCCCUGCCCCAGCGGCCGCCGCAGAGGCAGCUCAGACAGUUAAAGGCAAGGAGGAACCUAAAGCAGCAGCCAAGUCGUCGGAGGUGGUUGUAGAUAACAAACAAGCUUCAGGGGCCCCCCAAGCUGGAGAUGAUGCAGCCGGUGUUCCCAGAAAACUGGAGAAGAGGAACUCCAUCCAGCUGUUCUUUAAAAAUCUGGGUCAGAAACGUCAUUCUACAGACGCCGGAGUCCAGACAGAGCCGGUCGCUGCUGCUCCAGCAGCAGAGAAGGCCAAAUGAAGCCAAAAGCCAAAGUGAGGUUUCCCUGCACAGACUCCAUUUCUCUCACUCAAUCUUUAUCUCUCUCUCUCUCUCUCUCUCCUCAACCCUUCAACCCCUUGAAUUACCUUAACUACAUUUUUUGUUUGUUACUGUUUAGACGUUGCAAUAUGAAAGGAAAGGUUACGGGAUAAAAGGACACACAUAUAUGUCUAUAUAUAUCUAUCUAUAUCUAUCUAUAUAUAUAUAUAUAUAUACAUACACGUACAUACAUAUGGAUAUAAUGUCUUGACAAGUAUCGCAAUGUGAUAGUGAAACCUUUUUCUACAGACAUUUAAUGUGACUUGUCUCCGAUCUUGUGAACUUGCAACCUAACACACUGGGCUUAUGCAAUAUACGGUACCAUGCUUUGCUUUUAGCAAUUAAUUUGUCUUAAAAACACAGUGCUAUAUAGGUUCAUACCAGAAAAAUCAUGCAGAGGUUAAUAGGGAACGAUAUAGAAAAAGGUACUUAAACGUACAUGACAUUAAAACCGACAGCUCCUGAUAGCGCUAAUAAGAGGAGCAUGUCUGCAUUUACAGAUUUUUUGACUGUAUUUAAGAUGUGUGUAGACUAAAGCACAUAUGUACAUAUCUUAACAGUCAUAUAUUGGGCUAUGCAGGAAAUCACAAUCUUUAGUGUUCUGUGGGGAACUGAUUGUAAGUAUUCAUGGUAACAAAUGCAUCAGUGGUGGCAAAAUUGUGUCGUUGUGCAAAUGUGUCCUCGUGGUAUGUUUUGCUUUUGUAUUAGUCGUAAAUCACAGACGAUUAGCUUUUAAUCUGAUAGCAGCACUUUGUGUCAUGUCAUUUAACUGAAGCCUUAUGGUGUUUGUCAUUUGUGUAAGGCAUAUGUGCAAUUGAUAUCAUGCUUUUGUUUGCCUAUCUUCAUGCGUGUAUGUGUAACUUCAGUUAUCUUGAAGA